Branchiostoma floridae (Florida lancelet) is the source of this 6628-nucleotide messenger RNA. Its product is annotated as leucine-rich repeat and immunoglobulin-like domain-containing nogo receptor-interacting protein 3. The coding region runs from base 809 to 2671 and encodes 620 amino acids. NCBI's taxonomy places the organism in Eukaryota, Metazoa, Chordata, Leptocardii, Amphioxiformes, Branchiostomatidae. Gene Ontology annotation, molecular function: protein binding. The record is from RefSeq and is a predicted model, not a curated record. The transcript has 6 exons.
GGGCAGUACUGAGAAUUGAGUUUCAAAGCAAAGCCUGGCCAGAUGUCUGUCUUACUUUGAAGGCUAUCCAAAACAUUGCCAGAGCCCAUCAGUACCUUUACAUCUCAUACUCUAAUUUCCUACAAGCCUCUUUGCAGGGAAACUAACUUUUUCCUGUACUGUCAGUAGCUCAUUCCUCAUCAGUGCAGGAUGUCUUAAGAGAUAGCGUUGGGCUAUGGAGAAAUCUACCAAGCAGGAUAAUAAAUAGUGUGAUGCUGAGAAUAAUGGACAAUCACAUCUUCACCAAUGUGUGAUUACAGAAAGAUGGGAUGACCUGCUGACACCCUCUUAUACAGACAGACGUCAUUGUGAACAGGAACUAGAAAAGCAUCUGCUCACAGCACCAAGGAAGGAGGAAAGCAUGCAGCUGGACAACUGAGAUUGCAUAUAUCAUGUACAACAGGGCAACAUGUACUCUAGGAGAUUUCUUUCAUGGCAAGUGAGGACUUGCAAUCUCUGGCUGAGCUCAUCACCCUGAAUGCAGAGAAAAUGAUCUGAUAGCAGAAAGUGAUGAUUCAGGAACUCCAGAGGACAAUCAGAAAGUUGGUGACUUUCCCCAGCAUGACAGAGCAAGUGGAUAAGGUCCUGACCAAAGCUGGAGAAAUCUGGGCAAACAUCAUGACCGACACGAUGCAUCAUACAGGGAACGGUCAGAGAAAUGGCGAGGGCUGGCUCCCGUAUCCCAGGUUACAAUAAACAACUGGUGCCAUGAACAAGGCCAUGUGUGAAGAUUUAACUAACUUUGUAGCUAAGUCCAUAAUCUACUAAGAUGGCAUCUCUACUGCAGAUUCUGACUCUAGCUGUUGUUAGUGUCCUGGUAAUCAAGUGUGAAGAAUUUCUUCCUUGUCCAAAGAAAUGUGUGUGUGAGGCCUCGGACAGUUCAGUGACAUGUAUUCUAAAGACCCUGAGGAACAUUCCAGCACACCUUCCAUUCUCAGUGCAGACCCUCAACUUGGAGCGCAACCGUAUCAGUAAGAUUGUUCGCAACACCUUUGUACGUUAUCCCAACUUAAGCCAUCUCAACUUGAACCACAACAAGAUCAAAACAGUGGAGGAGGGAGCAUUCAAUGGACUGUCACAACUUAAGAGUCUGUACUUAUGUGGAAACAGGUUGAGUCUUAUACCCAAGGGCACUUUUGCAGGCGUGUCUAAUGUGACUCGACUGGACAUGAACAGGAAUGAGUUAGUUCUUCUAACAGAUAUGGGAUUUGCAGAGUUGUCCAAACUGGAAUAUCUUGACCUGCUGGAGAAUGGCAUUCUCUUUGUGACUGAGUAUGCUUUCAAAGGGCUGGAUUCUCUCAAGCAUCUCCUAGUGUCCAAGUGGAAGAUGUCUGAUCUCCCCACAGACCGAUUCAUCCACUUACGCAGUCUGCAGACACUGGAGAUUUCUCACAUGAAAAGUGAGGUGCUGAAGCAAAAUGUUGUUAGCAACCUGACACGACUGCAGAACCUCCACAUUGGGCAUUGGAAAAAACUGACCAACAUCUCUCCCAAGGCAUUCCGAGGCCUGGACAGCCUAGUGUCACUUAUCAUUCAUCACACAAACAUCUCAGUUAUCCCGUCUCCAGCUAUACAACAGCUACGCAACCUUAAGGAACUCUCAUUGAACAACAACCCUAUAGAGCAGGUAACUUCUGCCUCAUUACGGGGGAUGACGUCAUUAAGAGAACUGUUCCUCGAUCACUGCAACUUGACGUACAUUGGAACAGGAGCUUUCAAGCAGCUGAAAUCAUUACAAAAGUUGGACCUGAGUUAUAACUUGCUAAAGGCUCUUCCCAGAGACACAUUUCCUGACAAAGUGACAUUCCAUCAGGUCACCCUGACAGAGAACCCGUGGAACUGCGACUGUCAGAUGACGUGGCUCAUCUCAGCAAACACGCAGGGCUGGAGGAGUGUGUACUGUUCCACUCCUGAAACCAUCCAAGGGAUAGACGUCCUACGGCACGGCAAGUUGGCUCGUAAGAAAUUACUACAAAACAUGAAGUGUAACUUGCCGACGGCAGCCAUCUCCCAGGGACCAACAGUGAAGGUUGAGCAAGGUAGCGAGCUGAGAUUACAGUGCCUCGCCCAGGGAGAGCCCAAACCUACCAUAUCAUGGAUUCCUCCAGCAGGGAGGACAGUGGAUACUGAGGUGACAUUGAAGGGAGGAGUGCUACAAAUAUCUGCUGUCAACACAGCGGACAAAGGGAGAUACACCUGUGUAGUGACCAAUGCAGGAGGGACAGUUGUGGUCAACACCAGUGUCAUAGUUAUUGGAUCAUCCCAGCAGUCUUCAGGACCAGGCCCAUCCAACAUGCCUAACCAGCAGGACCCGCAACUCCAGUCUGAAGGAGUCAACUACACCACCCUGCUGGUAGCCAACCUGAUGGGGGUCAUGACCUUUCUGGGAGUGGUCCUGCUUUGCUGUGGUGUCAUCUUCCUUCUGUCCCGAAGUAAGAAUGGUAUGAGCCUCAUCAUGCUAGAUACAGAGAUGGAGUAUGUCCCGAGGGGGGAUUCAGAUGAUAGCGGUGGUCGAGGAAAAGGCAGUGAUGAAAAACGAAAGAUUAAGACAAAGAUUGUCCCAAUUGCUACUGCAGGAGACAAAAUAAAAGGAAGCAAAGGUGGCAAAAAGAAGAAAAAGAAAGAAAGAUAAUGAAAGACAGCUGAUUUAAAGGGUAAUUCCCCAAGUAAAAGGUGUGCAUAUCUGAGGGACGAUGCCAAAUGAUUGUAAAUGGAAAGUCACAGAUUCUUAAGACAAGGAGUCAUGAGAAAGAAGGCAAGAUGAGCCCCAAGGCUUCACUAUUACCUACUUGUCACUAUCCAAUGUUGAUCUUCAUGCAUAGUGUUCAUGACGUGUCUUGCAGAAGUGAUGUAGCCUGUGGCUGACAAUACUGUGAUGAAGUCAUGUUUGAGUAAUACAAAAUGUACCAUUGGCACAAAAUGGUGGUGUGCAUAACAUCAAAUGUUGAAGACAAUAGGAUGAUGUUUACUCCAACAGUAGAGUGAAAGGUGAUGAUGUUAAUUACUACAGAUAAUCCAGAGCAUAUGUGCAUGAUUGUGCAAAUUGCAUGUGAAUGAUGUAACAAUGUGUUCCAUCUUUCAUUUACCUAAUGCACGUUAGGGAAGGUAAAGAGCACUUGAUAAUCAGUGCUGGUAAAAACUGUAUUGACUAGCUGGCACUGUAUUGUUGUAUCCAAACUUCUCUUCCUAAAUAUGUCAGAGGGCCUGCAAGGAUUUUAUAUUUCUAUUUGGUUGACUACAUCUUGGGAGAUGAACGUGUAACUCAAAUAUUUUCUCCAAGAAAGACGUUUGCAUUGUCAAGUCUUAAAAAUAUAGAAUGAAAUGUCCAUUUAAUCUUUGCAGACCCGUGAAGUCUUGUACCUUACUGUAUUACUAAUCUGCUCCAACUAACACAUAUGGUCACGCUUGCUGUCCGAGGUAAUAAUAAAGUGCUUACUAACAGUAGCUGGACAAUGUCUUGGCUGUUUUUGACUAACAAUGCCAGUGGUGCCAGGUUCAUGCCAGAAAUCUUCACAUUAGUGUACUGUUUCAUCAGAAAUAUUUUUAUCAAUAUAUAAUAUAUUGAUCCAUUAUAUAUUUGUUACUUUUACAUACUGGUAUACUUGGCACCUGUGGCACUAAGUGUCCAAAUCCUGUCUUGAAUAGCAGUGAGCUGAUACAAAGUUUGCCUUAAGCACCCCCCUAGCAGUAUGUUUGCAUCACUCAAAGCAAAAACCUAAUGAGCUGCACUGACAAAUAAAACAUUUCUACUUCACAAGGAACAGUCUGUUUCAAACAAAAAAGAUUGAUAUCAGAAUUUUGUCAACUUCACAGAUGCAGAUGACAAGAUAGACUGACCACAAGUCCUGUGGAGGUCAGACUGCAUGAGCCCUUCAUCACUGUAACUCAUUUGCCACAGCAUGUAAAACUGCUGGGAAACCAGAAAUGUGUUGCUGUGAAUGUUGCAUGUGAGUAGAUAGUGACUAAUGACAGGUGGCUGCCCCACCCUCCUAUCCUGUCUUCUCUCCCAGUAGGUUCCUCAGGUCUGUACAUCCCAAAUAAGGUGUUGUGACUAAGGGACUUUCCAUGAAAAUCAGUCUUCUUCAGAACGACUCCCUCUACCUGAUUUUCUGGAAAAGCUCCAGACCGAUACCUAUAUCUUUCUAAAACUGUAACCCAGUGUUAGCCCCCCUAGCCAAACUAUGGAAUCCCAUACGACUGUAGUCAACCUCCUCUCUAUAUAAUUUGAUGUUUUACAAACGUUCAUGUCUCCCAAAUCACUCCAAAAAGCCUCUCCAUACUCUGUCUUCCAGCCGUGAAAACCCAUUAUUAGCCAAAUAAGGAGGUUCCGGACAUAAGAAUGCACCACACAUAAGUAUGACAAGAGUAUCUGUAUUCAAUGCUAUCCUUAACAAACAAAAAUGUACUGUAAGUAAAUUGGUUACUCCAGAAUUUUAGGGAAAAGUCAGCAGACAUACUACGUAGAACAUGAUCCUCUAGGUUUCACCUUUUGAAAGGCCUUUGUAUAGCUGUGUUUGUACAACAAUUAAAGUAUGCAGCUUAAGAGCCUUCUCCACGGACUUUUUUGAUAAGAAAAACAAAACAAAUAUAUACACACACACACACACACACACACACACACACACACACACGCACACACACACACAUGAACUGCUCCUUAGUGUAUAAAACUAAUACUGAUUUACAAUCUAGGGGACCAUUAAAAUUGUUAGCAUGUUUUAUGCGUUUGAAGACUCAAGUUCACACUCUUUAAGGCUCAGCUAUGUGAUCCUUAGUGCCUGAAGAAGGGUGUUUUCAACCUUGUCUUAUAAGCAAUCGAGUCUCUUCACCAGUCAACAACAUGCAGUUCUUCUAGACACCACUAGAUGUCCUCAGCUCCAGAGGGAUGUGCUGUCGUUGCUUCUGGAUGAAAUGCUCGUGACAAACUUGCUGCUCAUUAAAUAUUGGUAAUAAAUAUAUUUCAGAACAUUUAUUUUGAUGCCUAUCCCUGUUAGAUACAUUCAGUGGUACUUUUGGAUUUUUAACUUCUUCUUAUGGUUCAAUUUUCCAAAUUAUUCAAUUGACUCAAUUGGAACAAUCAUGCAUCUUUACAACCUGGGCUGAUUAUGGAAAUGGGUCCCCUGACACAAAUGACAAAAUUUACAAAAUGAAGUUCAUGUAUGUAGCUUGUUUAGACAGAAUUAAGAAGUUCACAUUUGUUCCCUUACAGAUUCAUUUGGAUAUCUUGCAACAACAUUUAACAUUGCCCCUUUCAUAUGUUUGGUAACAUUUGUACUACAUAUUAUGCAAAUAAUAAAAUGCAUGUAUUAAGUGAUGCUGCUCUUAUGUCAAGUAUGACUACAUCACCACUUCAUCUCCUAAGGUUGCUCCUAGAAGAGGAGUUAAGAGAAUGUUAAGAGAAAGGUUCUUAGCUUUUUUGUGCUCCUUCAAUAUCACUAUCAUAAUCACCUAUUCAAAAAAAUAAUUCCAAGUAAAAAAAAUUCACCAUUUUAUGAUUAAGAUAAUACCCAAAACAAAAGUAACAAUUAGAAGAAGAAGCUGAUGCCCAUCUAUAGUCAUUAAUUAAGCGGCACGUUUUAUGGUCAAGGAACUGCAGCAUCAGAAGUUGUGAUGUAGAAUAAUCCAUUUACCCUAACUUGUCCUCUCGACAAACAGCUCUUGCAAGCUGCCUAACUGUAAGACUAUUGCGCAUGAUUCCUAUCUCUUUUUUUUAAUAAAUGCACACCAACAUUGGACCAAGUCAGAACUAUCUCUCUAUCCCUCCCUGUAAUGGGACCUUAACAUUAACCCCAAAACAUGGAGGGUAACAGUAGUUAUUAGUAGUUAAACAUGCUUGCUACAUGCAAAUUUCACUAAGUGCUAAGGGUACUGCACUCUAUAGCUGCAGAACCCACUGCUCCAGACUGGUUUGUUAGGUAAAUAUACGGAAUGAAGGUCGGGUUGGCCUUAAGACCUGCAUUUGCAUUUCUUUCAUUAAACUUUUGUUGGUUAAAAGGAAAGACAACCUGUUUUUGAAAAGUAGAAACUGAGAAAAUUAAUAUGUAACAGUCUAUGUCCUGAUAGAACAAAAAUGAAGAAUUGGUGAAUAUUUGUUAUCACUAUUUUUCAAUCAUCUCACAACGGUGAUUUUAAAAUUUAGACAUGUCAUUAUUGCUGCAUUUUUAGGAUGUCAUCCAAUAAAUCAAGUCACUGUAGUUUCUAUAACAAAAAGUGUUACAGUAAAUUCAAACUUGUAUCAGUGUGAUCAUCAGUACUUUUCAGUUUUUCAAGUGAUCUUCUCUACUGUAGUAAAUGUCUGUGUUUAUGGAACUUUGAUAUCAUAUGGAAGCAUCAUGUAUCAAACUGCUUUCAGAGUUAAAAAAAGGUCAAGAAAUGGUAAAGAAAGCAAUGGUAGUUGAGCUAGGCCAUUUGUUACAUUGACGUACAGUAUAAUCUUCAGUUUAUCUGAAGAAUGGUCUAGCAUAAUGGCAUUAUUCACAGUAAUGUACUGUGGCCCACAAUACACGCAUUGUACACUUCUGAAGUAGCCAGAGUGCCACCUUUAUAAUUCGAUUCUUGUGGAAAUAUACUUUGCAUGGUCUGACCAGUU